This is a messenger RNA of Xiphias gladius (swordfish), 2482 nucleotides long. RefSeq names its product glucose-6-phosphate 1-dehydrogenase-like. NCBI's taxonomy places the organism in Eukaryota, Metazoa, Chordata, Actinopteri, Istiophoriformes, Xiphiidae. The record is from RefSeq and is a predicted model, not a curated record. Gene Ontology annotation, biological process: pentose-phosphate shunt, oxidative branch; glucose metabolic process. Bases 843 to 2237 code for a protein of 464 amino acids. The transcript has 11 exons. Gene Ontology annotation, cellular component: cytosol. Gene Ontology annotation, molecular function: glucose-6-phosphate dehydrogenase activity; NADP binding.
CCUUUAACUCGCUCUGAGGUGUUUGGACAGCUCAGGAAGGAGCUCUAUGGAGAGGAGCAGUCCAGUCAUUCCAACACACACAUAUUUAUCAUCCUGGGAGCCUCUGUGAGUACAACCUUCGAACUUCUUACAACACAACACGAAUAACCAACGUUUUACUCUAUUUUAAAAUUUUAACUGAUAGUUCCCCUUUGACAUAGUUUAGCGAAGAUCUGCAGAAAUUUUGCAAUGUUUCAGAUGUUAAAAAAGGUGCCUAGGUAAAAGCCUACAAGCUGUUUUGAGGCUGAGGUCAGUUCAAUCAUCUACAUUUCUGUUUGCAAAAAUUUCAAACUAUUUUAGAGGAAUGUUUGAAGUGACGGUCCCAACAGAGGUGACAACAAAGCCUCAUAGGAGAACAAUUGACUGGGGAAUAUUGUGUGUGGUAAUCAGAGGAUGUAAGCCAGGGAAUGAGCAUAUGUUGGCUGAAAUGUGCUGCCUCUACUUUUUCCUUUGUCAAGCAUUGAAAGAAGGGGAUCAUUUGGAGCAAAAACAUUUUGUCAGACUAUCCUUGGCCUUGAGUAUGAAGUUCUAAAAUCUAGUUGUGUUUGUCUCCUGUCCUUCUUUGUUUUCUCUCUUUUUUCAAUACCAGUAAUCUAUUUUAAUUUUACAUGAAGUCUCAGAUAUUGCAGAGCUCUGCAAAGAGGAUGUGUUCAAAGUUCUUUCAGAGUCUCUCUGGGAGAUCUCGCUAAAAAGAAGAUCUAUCCAACUUUGUGGUGGUUAUUCAGAGAUGGCCUACUCCCUGAUGACACCUACUUUGUGGGUUUUGCCCGGUCUAACCUGACUGUGGAGGACAUCAAGACGGCAUGUCUGCCCCAUAUGAAGGUGGUGCAUCUAAUGCUCCUCGUUGGCUAUCUGAGACAAGAUUAUUCAUUGUUUGGCGUGUGUUUUCAGGAAUCGUUGUUCAACAUUUCCCUCAGGUUACUGAUGAAGAGAAUGAGUGUCUGUUAGCCUUCUUGAAUAAGAACUCUUACCUGAGCGGCAGGUAUGAUGACGGCAGCUCCUUCCAACAACUCAAUGCCCACCUGUCAUCUCUGCCUGGGGGGGCCGACGCCAAUAGACUCUUCUACCUGGCUCUGCCACCCACCGUCUACCACCAUGUCAGCACAAACAUCAAGACCCACUGCAUGAGCCGCAAAGGCUGGAACAGGGUGAUUAUUGAGAAGCCAUUCGGUCGUGACCUCCAGAGCUCACAGGAGCUGUCAGCCCACCUGUCUUCCCUGUUCACAGAGGACCAGAUCUACCGCAUAGAUCACUACCUGGGCAAAGAGAUGGUCCAAAACCUCAUGGUGCUCAGGUUUGGAAAUCGCAUCUUUGGACCUAUAUGGAACAGGAACAGUGUGGCCUGUGUGGUUCUCACCUUUAAGGAGCCUUUUGGCACUCAGGGCCGUGGAGGAUACUUUGAUGACUUUGGUAUAAUUCGAGAUGUCAUGCAGAACCACCUCCUCCAGAUGCUCUGUUUGGUUGCAAUGGAGAAACCUGCUUCCACCAGCCCUGAUGACAUGAGGGAUGAAAAGGUGAAGGUAUUGAAGUGUAUAGCUCCUGUUGCAGUGUCAGAUGUGGUGCUCGGCCAGUACGGGGGGGACCCUGAGGGGGAGGGCCACUCCAAGCUGGGUUACCUUGAUGACCCCACCGUACCUGAAGGCUCCUGCACACCAACUUUUGCCACCGCAGUGCUCUACGUACAGAAUGAAAGAUGGGAUGGAGUUCCUUUCAUUCUGCGCUGCGGUAAAGCUCUGAAUGAGUGGAAGGCAGAAGUGCGUCUGCAGUUCACUGACGUGCCAGGAGACAUCUUUGGCCAACGCUGUCAGAGGAACGAGCUGGUGGUGCGGGUGCAGCCGGACGAAGCCAUUUACCUGAAGAUGAUGACCAAGAGGCCGGGGGUUUACUUCAGCCCAGAGGAGACUGAGCUGGACCUCACUUACAAGAGCAGAUACAAGAAUGUGAAACUCCCAGAUGCUUAUGAGAGACUGAUACUAGAUGUCUUUUGCGGAAAUCAGAUGCACUUUGUGCGCAGCGAUGAGCUGCGGGAGGCCUGGAGGAUCUUCACCCCCCUCCUUCACCAAAUAGAGGGAGAGAAGACACGUCCUAUACCUUACACAUAUGGAAGUCGUGGUCCAGACGAGGCAGAUGAUCUUGUGAAGAGGGUGGGAUUCCGCUAUGAGGGAACAUACAAGUGGGUGCAGCCCCACACAACAUGAUGCCUUCUGUCACACACAUGCACACACACACUCACAUACUCAUGAAGACAUUAACACCAAAGUAACAAAGUUUACAGACAAUAAAGUUUACUGCAAUCUUUCACCACUGUUUGAUUUUUUCUGCGUGUACAAAAGAAAAACCACUGCUUUUAUCCCUAAUCAUACAGGAAUGGAUGUGGAGAUAAACAUACCUGUAGUCGCCUGAUUUGAGUGUUCACCUGUAAUUUUGAAAUUUCUAAAUAAAU